This is a messenger RNA of Coniophora puteana RWD-64-598 SS2, 4045 nucleotides long. RefSeq lists its product as uncharacterized. The transcript is spliced from 4 exons. Lineage: Eukaryota; Fungi; Basidiomycota; Agaricomycetes; Boletales; Coniophoraceae. The coding region runs from base 300 to 3830 and encodes 1176 amino acids. The record is from RefSeq and is a predicted model, not a curated record.
GGCAUCCUCUCGUCAUCAGCCACUUGCACCCUGAGAGGCCCUAGCAACUACCCUUUAGAUCACUACAAUCCCGUGAUCAUGUCCCGGUAAACGGCCUCCCCAGACAUAUUAUGCUCUUCACGUCAUCGUGUCUCACAUCUGUAUCUGUCUCAGCGCGGCUACAAGUGCUGUCCGAAUCACCAAUAUCUGUCUUGUUUAUCAUCUCUUUUAUCAUCUCUCAACGUUGCGUCCAGCAAUCAGCUGUUCUCUGUGAACAUUAACUUCUCCUCUGUUCUCAGUAUUCCCAUCACGGCUUCAUCAUGGCCCUCCAAAGCAGACCAGAGCCUAUGAACGCGUCGCCUCACCAUUCUAAGGUGAAGGUCUCACUCACUCUCUCAGAUCCUGUCUUCAUCGGAGGGGGAAAUGUUGCGGGAAAGAUGGAGAUGGAAUGUCGCGCAGAUGGGGAAGUCGGUCUUGGUUUAGGAGUGAUGAUGAUCGAGCUAUUUGCCAUACAAGGCUCUCACCAUUUUCCAGAGGUAAACUCGAGAGAUCACUCUGCUACAUCGACGUUCUUGCACUCGCGGCGUUUAUUUCAAGGACCGGGUCUCCCUCCCUCUAACGCAGUUCAUCCCGAUCACACGGAGGGGAUUCCUGCUCAGUACUUUCCUGCCAGGCGAGGACAAACCACAUUCUUCUUCAAGUUCACUCUGCCUCCAACAUCUCCGUCUUCAUUAACCUUUGGUCCUGCUCAGAUCAGAUACGAGGUUCGUGCUAGCGUUGGCGUCGCUUGGAAAGGAGAGAAGCGUCUCGUCACCAAUAAACGCGACGUCAACGUGGUGGAAGCUUGGAGCGAACAGUAUCCAUCGCUGCCACGUGGUGUUGCAGUCAUUGAAGGAGGAAAGCUCUGGGCUCAAGCUUUGAUGAAUACCGUCAUUGUCGCGGGGAAAAGCGCCUGGAUCGAGUUGCAGCUGAAGAAUCAUUCACAACGAUGGACGUCGGGAGUCUCAUUGAAACUAUCACGGAGUCUUCAUCUAUCUCAUGCUCCUGCAACGUCCGAUCCUGCUGUAGAUGUUGAAGAGAUCGUCACCCAAGUGGAAUUUGAUGGACCCGAAUAUACCGUGCCUCCAGGUAUAGAAGGCGCUGCAAACCUUGUAAUUGAUGUUCCUCGCCACGCACGAGGGGUCAAAGGUGGUAUUCGCGAAGGUGAAAACGGGAAGAUGACAGAUGGUCUUUUUGAGGUGAGAUGUAUAUUGAGCAUACGGGUUCUUGCCCCUGCGGCGAGCGAGGAACUGGUUAUCAAUAUUCCAGUUACCAUCUAUCAUGAACUCGCUGUGCCCGACCCGUCAAUCCACAACCAAUCAUAUUCACCUGGUCUGGAUGUUGCUUCACCACCGCCUAUAUCGCCACCAUUGUCCCCUCAUACCGAACAGUACCUUGCGCACGCUUCAUUUCCUUACCCUAUACAACCCAUGGCAAGUGGCAUGCCCUGGACACCUUCUCCGGCCAUACCGAUUUAUCCAGCAUCCUCUGCACCUCAAGAAACUUAUAUACAUCAAGCCAUGAGUCCUCCACCCGUUCAUCCUAACCCCUACGGCGUCACGGUUCCCAGACCUGCGAGCACUCAGCCCUUACACCCUGGUCAUUAUGAUUAUGGCAUGGCUUCUGCCAUCCCUUUCCCUUCCGCAUAUCCGCCACUACCCCCUAUGCCUUCUCAAUCCUCGCAGUCGGUGAAUACCCAUGUUUCGGGCGGGCAAGAGGCUCAAAGUGAAGAGGGUAAAGGCGUUCGGGCUUCGCGUAUCACGCGUACUCUCCGUCUAUCCACUCGUCAUCGCUCUGUCUCUCCUACAUCUCAUCGAUUCUCAAUACAUCCUACUCAAUCUCAGCAGCCAUCUGCAGAUAUACUGUUUGAACGCCCGCAGCUUGACCCUGUUGAUAUUCCCGAGCUGCCGAACCCUCACGACUCUGAGGGUCUACUCCAUUCCCCUCUCCCUGUCCGCUCUCCUAGGCAGUCGUUGUCUGGAGGGUCCGCCAAGAGCGAAAGCGUCCAUGCUCUCGAACUAAUGGCAAAUGAAGUCAAGAGACGAAGCGAAGAUCUAAGCGCUGACCUACCGAAAGGAUCAAGAUUGUCCAACAAUAUCAGAGUCAAACCUCCUAGCGACAAGUCAAUUUCAGGACCUUUAACCUCUGAGAAAUCGGACAAGGAACAUGCUAUACGGACCAAACCACGGGUUGAAACAGUAUUUGAAGCUCCUGAGCAGGCAUCACCUCCUUCCCAACCUGUUGUUGUAUCGCAGCCACCAUCUUCCAAGCCCGUUGUUUCUCCGCAGCUCCCUCCAACACCGCCUGCGAUUACCCCCAUCAAAUUCCCUCGUUCGUUCACUGGCUUAGAUGCAUCUGGGAAGGAUGACAACGAAAGUGGCUUGGAUGCGCUCGAGAAACGUUUGCUCGCUGAGGUUGGAACUCGAAAACUAGAACCCGAGCCACGCCCUGAUGUGCGCAUGGUGAUCCAGCCUAUCGCUAUUCCUCCGGGAGAGACCACUCAAGGUCUCAACGACAGCGCCAUUUCCAGUCUAUCUCUACAGGAACGGGCAGCGUUCCUCAAACCCUCAGAAUCUGAGAAGGAACAAGAUCUUGAGCUCGAGCUCGAUCAUGACCAGGAUUCCGACGUAAAAACUCAACAUGUUGCUGGUGCUCAUAGUCAACAUAGUGACGAUGAAAUGAGGACUCAGAGAGGACGUUCUAGCAAGCAGAAGGAGAAGGGUAGCGACAUGACUCGGAACGAUGGCAGCAAGCAGAAGAAGACGAGACACGAGGACGUAAAGAAAAUACGCAAGGAGGCCAAGGGGAGGAUCAGUGACUGGCUUGGCAAGCUGGACGUCACCACCCCUCCUGCAGCAGAUGACUCUGUGCCCAUAGUGCCCCCGGUUGCCUCUCGGUUUGUCCCCUCACACGAAACUGAGUCUUUCCCUGCACAUGAACAAGAGAAAGGCAAUGCGAAAGGCUCGCCCGCGCCACCUCCUGAGGAAAUCUCAGCAGCGCCUAACCCUCGCUCCUCAGGAUUUAUCACAAGACGGUCAAAUGUCAUUUCUCGCGAUGAAGACGCUGUUGUUCAUGGCACUGUUCGUAUGAAGGGCAGUGAAGUUCCGCACGGUUCUAAGACCAUAUCCGACAACUCGCUGCGUGCCAGCAAAUUGCCUGCCUUAGUACAGGCCCACCUGCCUCGGGGUAAUGAUUCAAUCCUAGAUGAACUCCCACCAACAAGUAACCUCUUCCACCUUCGCCAUCCGCGGUAUACUCCAGUUACAAGUGACUCAGAAGUCAAAUACGACGUACGGUCUGCACGUGGAGGAAAAGGAGGCAAAGUCACAGAAGUCGCUCUCUUAUGGGCUUCAAAGACAAAAGAUGGCGAAGCUCCCCCCAAUCGCGCUCGUAGCACCCCCAGUGCAACCCCCCGUAACGCACAUGCGCGUAAAUUCCAACCCACACCGAUGCCCAUGCGAAUAUCAGGCAAAUCCCCUCUUUCAAAUGCUUCGACUAACACAGCAGUUCUACCGAAAGGUCAGCUUCCAUCCGAGAAGCAACCCCGGCCCCCAAAGUCAGCCACUUCGCCUGCCGUUAUCUCUUCAUCCCAUGCUACCCCAAUGCUUUCGACCACUGCAUCAUUAGCGAAGGUCUCCUCGGUCAGUGCGACUCCACGGAAGGCGCCAGCUUUUCCAGAGACGAUAUCAGAGCUGCCGUCAAAGGUUCCAUCUGCUCCUGCGGUCAGCCCAAAGCCUGCACGAUCUUCUGGAAAUAUGGCGUUUGGUCAGGCUCGACUGCGAGAUCUCAUCAAGAAAUACCAAGGAUCUUGAAGCUCUGUAUUUGGUGUUGUUAUUUAUCCGUUUUGCUUGACUUAUUUGGCUGGACUUUUUGCUAGUCUGACUACCUAAUGCUCCUGUGAUGCAUUGUUGAUGACUUGACCAACGACUCUCAUGAUCAUGACCUUUCCUCACACAACAUGGACUUACUUUUGUCUUUAGUUUUCGUCCUAUGUAUCCAGAAUCUGCUAUAUGCAUAAUAUAUCAAC